CUCAGAAAACCCCAAUAGAUUAUUUAGCCCAAACCAAGGUCCAAUUUUUCUCUGCAAAACUCAAAUAACCAGUAGCUGAUAAAACUCAAGUAAAAAUGGCGGAUCAGGUGAGAGAGCCGAUAAGAUCAGCAUCCGAGGAGAUUACGACAGAGUUUCAAACCCUAGUAGAUUCUCAGGAUUUGGAUUCUAUCAAGCAAUCACAGAACCUCAUAUUGGGAAGAUUGCAGGAUAGUAAUGCAGUAUUAUCCCACUUUAAUGAUUAUUCAGAGAAUUGCUUUGCGGAUGUGUCUGCUGAUUUUUCGAAAAAUACACGCCUCUUGCGAACAAUGAAAUCUGACCUUGAUUACAUCUUUCAAAAGCUCAGGAGUAUGAAGGGAAAGAUUGUGGCGACGUAUCCGGAUGCUUUUCCUGAUAAUUUAACAAUUGAGGCACUCGAACAAAGACCAGACCUCGAGUUGGCCAAGUGAUUGUACGUGUUUAAACUUUUGUGUAUUAUAACAUGGCUCUCUGUUUGCAAGCAACUAUGUGAUUUUGAAUGUGUGCAAUAUAAAGGUUGGGAUUUGGUAGUUGUAAAUUCAACCAUUGAACUGGAUGUGAAUGAAUUAAGAUUUGAACAUUGUAAAUCGAAACCAGAGUGACAACAUUUUUUCUUCUGAAUCGGAUGUUGUUUGGUUG
Messenger RNA from Erythranthe guttata (spotted monkey flower), 675 nucleotides. Lineage: Eukaryota; Viridiplantae; Streptophyta; Magnoliopsida; Lamiales; Phrymaceae. The record is from RefSeq and is a predicted model, not a curated record.